Molecule: messenger RNA, 588 nt
Organism: Symbiodinium pilosum
Lineage: Eukaryota; Dinophyceae; Suessiales; Symbiodiniaceae
Source: the annotation of a GenBank genome assembly
UGCUUGCCCCAUCAGAUUUUCGCGGGCGGGUAUGACUUUGCCGUCGACGUGUGGGCUGUCGGUGUGACAACGUUCAUCUUGAUGACUGGCGCUUUACCUUACGAAGGAGAAGCUGCUAUUUGCACUCCGUCAGUGCCAACUAUUCCGGACCUCCAACUUCCGUAUCACUGCUCGAAGCUGGGUGCGGACUUUGUGCUUCAGACUUUGAAGAAGGACAUUUCGGAGCGUCCCCUCGCCAGAGAGGCAGCGCGGCACCCGUGGUUGACGACAAAACAGCCGUCCGAUGCGCCCAUGGAAGACAGCCCCCAGGAGGAGGCUACUUCCAGCUUUGGUCGGCUCUUGAACUGCGUCUUCUCAGCGUUAGGAGGCCUGAUGGUGCUCGCCUGCAGCGCGCUGGGUAACUGUAUGGACGCCAUGUGCGACCAGAACGAGGUUGAAGCCGCGGCUGCCCGGUGGUCCAGCAAGGCCAGCACGAGCGGCUCGCUCGUGGCAGUCGCAGACAAGGAAAUCCUUGAGAAGCACACCACGGAUCUCACGAAGCAGAUUUCCGUAAACCUCUUGGAGCAUCAGGUCUCGCUGAGGCAGUGA